This is a messenger RNA of Octopus sinensis (East Asian common octopus), 1252 nucleotides long. RefSeq lists its product as uncharacterized. NCBI's taxonomy places the organism in Eukaryota, Metazoa, Mollusca, Cephalopoda, Octopoda, Octopodidae. Bases 462 to 1037 code for a protein of 191 amino acids. The record is from RefSeq and is a predicted model, not a curated record. The transcript has 2 exons.
AUUUUAAUUUUCUUCAAGAAAUUUGUGCUCAGGAAAAUAAUUCAUAAAUGUGAUUCGAAGAUGAUAUGAAUAAUAUUUUAGUGUUACAUCAACAAAAAAUGGAAUAAUGAACAGUAAUACAUCUAUAUGAAGAUAAUCACGAUCAAAAUAUCGGCAUCAUCAGGCAUUAAUAAAAGGGAUGUUAUUUUAAUGCCAUUCAUAAAUAUUAAUAGUAUCAAGUGACUAACAACAAAAUGUCGUUAGUGUACGGUGUGUUCAUUUAAAAAGAAAGGAAAAAAUAUUUGAUUACGUGUGUUCUCAGAAAACAAAAACUGAAAAUAUGCCUGAUUAAUUGCAAAUAUUUUCAUUUCUUCAAUGCAAAUUAAUUCAGGGAGAACCAAAUCAAUUACACAUGGUUGAACACUACCAAGCAAAUUUAUUUAGUGAAGAUCAAACAUUAUUUUCUAACUGAAUUGUUCAACAUGGAUAGGAUACAAGAAAUCGUUAAGACAGAUGAAGGUACAAAUUCAGAACCAGAAAUUCUAAAGCUAUGUGAUAUUGAUGAAGAUGAAUGGAACUAUUCUACGAAUAUGGAUAAAAACCAAACUUCUUCGAAUGAGAAUUUGCGUAUUUCAGACACCAGUACAUUAGAAAUUAAUACAAAUACAUUGGAUAAUAUUGAUUAUAAAAAUAAGCCAUCAAAGAAGCAGCGUCGUUUUGGCAUUUUUUACAUAAAAAACAGAGAUGAAAAAGACUGUGUCAGUGAUGGAAAUGAAGCUGUAGACAUUGAACAAAUUUCAGAAUUAAACGAUGUUGUCCGAAAAAAAAGUUGGUUGUUGUUUCGAUCAAUGGGUAAUAUUCCAAAUCCUGAAGUAUUCAAAUGCAAGCGUUUUCAUUUUCGCCGAAAUGCUAUUUGUGACCCAUUUAAUUUACUGAUGCCUCAAAAACACAGAGAAGUGACCGAAAAGGCAGCACAGAAAAGAAAAGGUUCAGUUUUCAGAAGAAUAAAAAUUUUCUUCCAAGUACAAUUAAAUAUUGACGGUGAAGAAGAUUUAUGAGAAUCUAUGGUUGUUUUCAUUACAAAGAAUUAUAUCACAGCUAAAAUGGUGGCUGAGAUUGCAUUUUGAAACAUGGCAUAUCAAACUUUUGAACUUGUAUAUAGAUGUGCUACAGCUAAUGAGAUCCUUCGGAAUUAUGGCGUUCAUGCAGACUACUUUUUAAGUAUAAAAUUACAAAAGGUGAGAUUACUUAGUGUGAACUUCCCGGUUAGAUA